This is a messenger RNA of Sinocyclocheilus rhinocerous, 3755 nucleotides long. Its product is annotated as GDH/6PGL endoplasmic bifunctional protein-like. The record is from RefSeq and is a predicted model, not a curated record. The transcript has 5 exons. Gene Ontology annotation, biological process: pentose-phosphate shunt, oxidative branch; glucose metabolic process; pentose-phosphate shunt. Gene Ontology annotation, cellular component: endoplasmic reticulum. Lineage: Eukaryota; Metazoa; Chordata; Actinopteri; Cypriniformes; Cyprinidae. The coding region runs from base 80 to 2455 and encodes 791 amino acids. Gene Ontology annotation, molecular function: 6-phosphogluconolactonase activity; glucose-6-phosphate dehydrogenase activity; NADP binding.
GUCACCAUCCGCCAGUCCACUCCGCUCGAGCUGACACGUCCAGUCCAGAGGUGAAUCAGGGAGGACAUUUGAUAUUACAAUGCUGUGGAUAAGAUGGGAGCUGCUGCUAAUGGCCAGCAUAUUCUGGCAGAGGGGCCACACAGAUAAUCAUGAGGCUACGAAGAGUCUUGGGCAUGUGACUGUGGUAGUUGUGGGUGGAACAGGUGACUUGGCCAGGAAGUACCUGUGGCAAGGCUUUUUCCAGCUCUAUGCUGACCAGGUAGGCAAAGGACACACCUUCUCAUUUUACGGUGGGGGACUUUCGCCGACCGAGAAGGGGACGCCGCUGCUGUUUGGGAUCUUGAAGGAGCUGGCUUGCCCUCCGGAGCUCUCUGUGGAGCGUUGUGAUUUGGUCAAAGACCAGUUCCUGCAUCUGUCCAAGUAUCACCAGCUGAAGACUACUGAGGACUACGAGAAGCUCAGCCAGCAGAUCAAACAGCAGCUAGGACAGGAGGGUAUGGUCGAAGCAGGGAGGCUCUUCUACCUGUCUGUUCCAGCUUUCGCAUAUGCAGACAUUGCAGAGAAGAUCAACAACACCUGCCGCCCCCCAUCUGACGCAUGGCUGAGGGUGGUACUGGAGAAACCAUUUGGUCACGACCUUUAUAGUGCUCAGGCCCUUGACAAAAAACUGUCAGGCCAGCUGAAAGAAGAGGAGAUGUACAGGAUUGACCACUAUUUAGGGAAGCAGGUUGUCUCUAAAAUUCUGCCAUUUAGGAAAGAGAAUAAGAAACUUCUAGACCCUAUCUGGAACAAGCACCAUAUUGAAAGAAUAGAAAUUGUAUUGAAGGAAACCCUGGAUGCCAAAGGGCGGAUUCAGUUUUAUGAUCAAUAUGGCGUCAUCAGAGAUGUGCUCCAGAACCACCUCACAGAGGUCAUGACCCUUAUGUUGAUGAACCUUCCUGCAAACCUAUCCAACAGCAAGGAGAUACUACAAAACAAGCUUAAUUUCUUGGCUUCCCUUCAACACGUAGAUAACAGUAAUGCGGUAGUAGGUCAGUACCAAGCUUACAAUGAAGAGGUUCAGGAAGAGCUAAAUAAAACAAAGGACUACUUCAGCUUGACCCCCACAUUUGCUGGUGUGGUCGUUCAUGUCGACAAUGCACAAUACGAGGGUAUCCCCAUAUUUAUGACCUCAGGCAAGGCACUUGAUGAACGGGUUUCUUAUGCACGUGUACUUUUCAAAAGCGAUGUAUUUUGUGUCCAGGAUCCCAACAAUGUUCAGUGCAAAUCCAAACAGAUCAUAUUCUAUCUGGGUCACGGUACCCUCCAGUACCCUGCGAUUCUUUUGAGCAAGAACCUGUUCAAGCCCAAACUGGCGAGCAGCGGUGACUGGAAAGAGGUCACCGAAUACAAAGACGUGAACAUGCUGGGUUUACCACUCAGUGACUAUUACAUUCAGUCACCGGUCACACCCAGAGAGGCUUAUUGUGAGCUGAUCUCACACGUCUUCUUUGGACGCAAGGAUAGCUUUAUUAGUGCCGAAGGACUCCUUGCUUCCUGGGAGUUUUGGACUCCCCUCCUUGAAGGUCUGAGUCGGGUCUUUCCACGGGUGUAUCCAGGUGGCGUAGCCAAUGGUAACCUGUUAAACUUUCAGCUGCAGGGCCAUCAGGUCGCCUUUAGCCAUGAAGCUGUGGUCAACGUGAUCAAACCUGGUGCCGAGGACAACUUCCAAGUGAUGCAAGGGAAGUACCGUAGCUCUGAAAUGGUAUCUGCCUGGGCACAGGAACUGGUGGAGCGCUUGGCUUCUGAUCUUCUCUUGGCUGCUGAGGAGGCCAUUCAUGAAGAAGGUCAGUUUCACCUGGCGUUGUCUGGUGGCUCCAGCCCGGUGGCACUGCUCCGUGCACUGGCCCUGAACCUCUACACCUUUCCGUGGCGCAACACUCACAUAUGGCAAGUGGACGAGCGCUGUGUGCCACAUACAGAAUCAGGCUCCAACUUCCGGUCCAUUCACGAUCUCCUGCUUCAGCAUAUCCGCAUACCCUACUUCAACAUCCACCCCAUGCCUGUGCAUCUGACCCAACGGUUAUGUGUGGAAGAGGACAGUGGUCCAACAUUAUAUGAGAAGGAAAUCAAGAAACAUGUCAAUGGCUCCAGCUUCCACUACAUCCUGAUUGGCGUAGGCCAGGACGGCCACACUGCCUCACUAUUCCAGGACACCAAGUUGGAAAACGACGAGGAACGUUUGGUAAUUCUGACAGAAAGCCCCAUUAAACCUCACCAGAGGAUGAGUCUUACAUUCACAGCCAUCAAUAGGGCUCGAAGGGUAGGUGUUUUAAUUAUGGGCAAGAGCAAGCAUGAACUUGUCAGUCAACUCAGCCGAAUUAAGGGCGAAUCAUCCAAGUAUCCCAUCACCAAAGUACAGCCGAAGAGCGGUACUCUUAUAUGGUACAUUGACUAUGAUGCAUUGCUAGGAUAAAUGGCCUAAAGACCAGUACAAAUCGGUCAGUGAAGCCACCCACCAGGGCUUAUAGCUCAAAUGGAAUGCUGUAUUGGGAAUAAUUGAGGAGUAUAAAUUGAAGUUUAAUUUUCACACCAGUUGAGGUGUGAUAUGUGAGAGUUAUUUUAAUGCUGUGAUAAGGACUUUGCAGUUUGAUUGUGCUAUGGAAUCAUUGCAUUAUAAACGACUUCAAAUCUCAGGAACUCUAGUAGCUUACAAUAACUUUUUUCCAAGUAAUCAAUCUUAUAAUAGUGCUGAAAUCCUUAUUUUACAAGAUCCAACUGUUUAGAAGCAAUGAAGAAGAUACGUAUGAAAACAUUUAUUUUUAUUAAACACUUUUUCGACUUUUUUUUUUGUGACCAAGCAGUGAUCAGAUAAAACGUGUAUUUGAAUGCUCUGUAAUUUUACUUUUUUUACUUUUUACAUAGCUGCAAUUAUUCAUCAGACAUAAUCACAAACCUCAGGUUAAGAAAUCCUAAUAAAGCAUGUACACAAAACUUGCCCAUUACCUAAGAUGGCAUAUCCAGUGUUUUUAGGACGGAACAAAUGUUUCAAGUUUAGACGGAUUUGAGUUUCUAUUGUUGGCCUUACUUGAUAAAACCAUUCCAGAACUGUUGACAAUGUAUUAGUGUCAAAGACUGUUGUCAUACCUCAGAAAACAAAGGUUCAUUAUGUGUAGAGCAGUUGAAAAGGCACAACACCUUACAAUGGUUUUAUAUCUAAACAUGAAUACCUUCGUAAAGUCUGUUUUUAUACUGUGUUGUUUAAAAUCUAAGAAGUGCAUGUUAGUCAGCAUUGCAUGCUUUAUGAAACAAGGCAGGAGUUGUUUAUGGACAGCUGGACAGCAUUGUCUGAUUUAUAACCACCGAUUUAACAUUUUGUAGUGAAGCAGAACAACAUUACAUUCCACAGGGAUCUGAUCAUCUAAUGUGAAAAUGUUAAUAAAACAUUAAAAUAAAUGCACACACAUUGAAGUCCUUAUGUGUUUUUACACAAUUUUAAAUAGAUUCCUAUAUUAUUAAGGUGCCUAUAAAUACAAAAAUGUUUAACAUCAUAGAGAUCAUAUUGUAUACAAUGACAAUGACAAUGACGUUUGUGUCUUGCUGACUGGAUUAACAUAUUCGAAUCGACACUUUUAAAUAAAGUGUCUUGCUUUUCCAUUAUAUGUUUUCAAUACAUUUUUGCUACGGUAUUCAGCCGUAUUUCAUGUUAUCACGUACAUCAUUUCAUAUUUUGCAGUGCUUUUACUACAUGACAAUAAAAUAUAUUUUUUAAAUCA